Messenger RNA from Ostreococcus tauri, 798 nucleotides. Its product is annotated as Nucleotide-binding, alpha-beta plait. The record is from RefSeq and is a predicted model, not a curated record. The coding region runs from base 1 to 798 and encodes 265 amino acids. The transcript has a single exon. NCBI's taxonomy places the organism in Eukaryota, Viridiplantae, Chlorophyta, Mamiellophyceae, Mamiellales, Bathycoccaceae. Gene Ontology annotation, molecular function: RNA binding.
AUGUCGAGCGACGACGAAAAGCCCGCCGCCGCCGGCGAGAAGGAGAAGAAGCCGAAAAAGGAGAAAAAAGAAAAGCGAGAGAAGGGCGAUCGCGCCGACGUGUCCAAGCCGUCGUCCAGCGCGAAACCGGAGGAGACGCACACGUUGUUCUUCGGACAGAUGCCGUUCGAUACCAAGGCGUCGGACAUCAUGCCGUGGCUCAAGGCGAAUCUGACGCGACACGGGUGCGGGUUCGACAUCAAGGAGAUUCGCAUGGCGGGCGGCAACGGCAUGGGGACGCCGGGGAAGGAUAAAAAGUUUAAAGGAUUCGCUUUCGUAGAUUUUUCGACGAAUAAGGCGGCGAAGAAGGCGCUGAAGUUGCAUCAGACGUUGUUCAGGGGACGGCCGGUGACGGUGGAGCGGUGCACACGCAAGGAGUUCAUGGCGCCAAAGGCUGAUAAACGGAAGCGAGAGGCGGACGCGGCGGAUGGAGAGCCGGAGAAGAAGAUGCUGAAGGUAUUAGUGGAGCCGGAUGUGGUGAAAGAGAUGGUGGCGGAGGCGGUGGAGAACAGCGAGGGCACGCUCGCGGAGGGCGAUUUGGACGCGAAAGUUCUCUCAUUCUUAGGUCUCUUACCAAGGGACACGUGCCAAAAAGCGGUGAACGAGAUUAAGAAGGUGUGCGUUAAGGGGAAUCUCUCGCAGGUGAAGAAUAAGGGGGCGUACUUCAUGGGGAUCGUUCGUAAGGUUUCGAAGAUAUCUUGGGAAGCGCGCGAGAAGGAGCGAGCAAAAAAGGCCGCGGACAACGCGGAGUCUGCUUGA